Messenger RNA from Hydractinia symbiolongicarpus, 1688 nucleotides. RefSeq names its product homeobox protein 2-like. The record is from RefSeq and is a predicted model, not a curated record. NCBI's taxonomy places the organism in Eukaryota, Metazoa, Cnidaria, Hydrozoa, Anthoathecata, Hydractiniidae. The coding region runs from base 175 to 1674 and encodes 499 amino acids. The transcript has 2 exons.
UUAUAGUUGAGCUGUCGUACGAACAAAGCUCACGAGAAAUAUUUAUUUAAAUGAAAAACCAUUGAGUUUCGCAGGUAAAUUGAGUGUGUUUCGAGCUUAUAGCCCCCAGUUUUAACAUCUCAAGUGUUAAUUCGACCAAUCUCUACAUCAAACGACAAGACUACUACAAGAGGUAUGCAGAAUCAAAUUCAUCCCCUCUACGCGUUAAACCUGCAAGCACCCUCCGCUCAUCACUUUAAUGCAACUCACACUGUACCCAGAUCAAGUAACAUCCACGUCGACUUAAACCGCAACAGUCUUCCGCAUCGGUCAAUAUACGACAGGAAAACACCGAAAUAUUUUCCCAAUUACGAUCGGAUGAUGAAUACGUCAUACGUGAUGCGGAAUAAAAUGUCUCGUUUACCAUUUUUGCCUUAUCCACCCCAACAUCCAUCUUGUUAUAAGACAGCUAUGGAGAGUAAACCAGAAUAUAAUCAAAACAAACCUAGUUGGCCGUUUGACGUUGGUGAUCAUUGUACUGAGCUUUUAAACCGGGAUAAACAUUACUGGACAGAAGACGAAACUGGUUUAAUGCUCGAGCUCUACGAAGAAAAUCGAGAAUACUUCUCCGACGCCCGGACGAAGAAAACUAAACUUUGGACAGUGAUUGCUAACAUGAUAAAUAAAAAAUUCAGUACAAAUGUCAACUCGGAGCAAUGCAGUCAGAAGUACCGAAAUAUGAAAGCGGAAUAUUUGAAAAUCUCAGACUCCGAUCUUCAAGAAGGGGAGAAGAAAUUCGGUCGGCAUUAUCAUCAAAUGAAACGUCUAAUCGACUCCGAAGAACGUUACGUACAUUUGUAUGAAAACUGGUUAACGAAAGAAAAAAACAACGACGACAACACGUCGCCGUGUAGUAGCUCCUCCUCGUGUAAAUUAAGUCCGUCUAAUAAUAACAACAACCCACCAAACAAUCAUUCGACGAAGUUGCCAAACGACGACGUGAAAAAUAUUUCAAGCCACGUUGAAAACGACGGCAAUGAUGUGGAAACACAGCAUCUGAAGGGCGUGGAGAUAGACACCGACGUUGAAAUGUCUUCCCACAGUGAAGAGUCGUCAGACUUGAACAUGGUUGAUGAAGAGAUUCCCGCCGGCAACGCUGAAAGUAUCAUCGCCACAGAAGAAACAGAGAAAAACUCCGAUAAAAACGAACACGAGUCCGACAAAAACGAGAGCCAUUUUCAACAAAACAGAAACGAGUCCGACAUAAAUAAUGAGAAGAAAAUACUCGGCAGUAAUGAAGUUGAAUCUGAUAAUUGCGAAGCAAAACCGAAUGAAUCCGGUGAAUCAGAAUCGGAUACAAACUUAAACAACGAAAUAACCGUUGAUAAUAGUAAGAAUGAAACGAACUUAAAAGACGACAAACAAAAAAUAGAUAGUAAUAACGAGAAAAAUGAAGAACGAAAAAUCGAUAAAAACACGAACAGCCCGUUGCAACUAAAUUUUCAAGUAGAAGCUCCUCAGGCUUUAACCACUUUCCACGAAGAGCUAAACAGUAUUUUUACUUACUACAGAACGUCACAAAAAGAUUUCUGGGAAAAAUACGAACAGAAAGAAAAAGAAAACAUUCGAUGCAUGAAAAAAUGCGUGGAUCUGUUGUAUAAAGUUUGCAGACUAAAAUUAAGUCAGAAAAUAUAACUCACCUUUUACAA